CACACACACACACACACACACACACACACACACACACACACACACACACACACAAACAGAGAAGUUUUCAUUUACUCUGACUCAUGUUUUUUUCCAGACUGGAUUAUUCAGUGAAGACACAACUUUUGUGUUUGAAUGGUCUCCUCAGUUUGAGCCAGAAUACAGCACGCGUCAGUGAAACACACACAGACACACACAAACACACAAAGCCUGCAUGUAAGAAAGAAAAGUGCCUCCAUUCUUCCUGCAAACACAAACACUUAACUAAUGUUACUGCUCUGUGCUGCACAGAUGAGAGACAGGACUUGUGUGGCUGCUGUGGGUGGAGUGGAGCACAUUUCAGGGGCAUGAAUCACUGCGGUGUGUGUGUGUGUGUGCGUGUGUGUGUGUGCAUGUGUGUGCACAUGUGUGAGUCACAGCAUGUCUCCUGUUUAAGAGGGCCGUCUUUCUGCUCAUGACAGCAGAGUCUCAGCUGGGAACAGAAACUCAAUUAGCUCCAAGCAUGGCCCGUCUGGAUCAGGUCAUCACAAACAUUGUGGACAUUUUUAUGGAGUAUGCCGACGACGAGGGCAAGAAAUGUCAGCUAAACAAGGAGGAGCUGAAGAAGCUGUUUGAAACUGAGAUACAAAGCCCCGAGUUAAAGGAUGAAAUCAGUGCAAACGACAUCGAGGAGGCCAUGGAGAUGCUGGACAAAAACCACGACGGCGAGGUGAACUUCCGUGAGUUUUGUCGGUGCGUGUGCGACCUGGCCAAGUGCUACUACCACAAGAAGACGGGCAAGGGGGGGAGGAAGGGCAAGGGCAGAGGGCAGGGGAGCGACCAGGACGACUGCAAGAGCUAAAACUGCUUUUAAAAACAAGAAAAACAUGUAAAGUCAGGGGCGCCACCAAGAGGGGGGCCAGGGGGGCUAAUGGCCACCCGUAUAUAUUUGCUGGACCCCCCACAGGUCCUCCUUUGCCUUUUCUUCUGUGUGGCUUUUUCAUUUCCUGUAGCUAUUUAGAACUAGUGCAAGGUCAAACAUAAAAAUAUAUUGUUUUUAAAUAAUUAGUAGUCACAAAAAUAAUAAAACUAAUGGUAAUUCUAUUACAUGACAGUAUUUUGCAAACAGACUGAUUUACUCAUUUAAAGGGAACUCUAAACAUUAGCCAUUAUUUGAUAAACAGUUACUUUAACUAUAAAAACAAGACUGUAAAAAUACUAUAGCUUGUUUAGUUUUUAUAAA
Molecule: messenger RNA, 1222 nt
Organism: Austrofundulus limnaeus
Lineage: Eukaryota; Metazoa; Chordata; Actinopteri; Cyprinodontiformes; Rivulidae
Product: protein S100-A6
Exons: 3
Coding region: 455-841 (128 amino acids)
Cellular component (GO): perinuclear region of cytoplasm
Molecular function (GO): transition metal ion binding; calcium-dependent protein binding; calcium ion binding
Source: RefSeq, a predicted model, not a curated record